Molecule: messenger RNA, 1110 nt
Organism: Pimephales promelas (fathead minnow)
Lineage: Eukaryota; Metazoa; Chordata; Actinopteri; Cypriniformes; Leuciscidae
Gene: ttc33
Product: tetratricopeptide repeat domain 33
Molecular function (GO): protein binding
Source: RefSeq, a predicted model, not a curated record
AACGCCAGCCAUAACGCGCUGUUCCGACAGAUCCACAAUCUGCCAAGUGAUGCAUUUGUGAAUUAAUUACUACUUAAGAAUCAGGAUGGCCUCCUUUGGCUGGAAGCGUAAGGUGGGGGAGAGAGUUUCCAAGACGACGGUGGAGCAGUUUCAGCUGGACUCAGAGAAGGUGGAUGAUGUGGAGAAGGAGGGAGUUGAUUGGUUGCACGUUAUCAAACGGCGGCGAGAGGUGCUGCUGGAGGAUUGUGCUGCUAAGAGCAAGAGACUAAAGGAUGAAGGAUCGCUGCUCGCCGAGCAGGGCAGAAACUGGGAGGCAUUGAAGAAGUGGGACGACGCACUUCAGCUUACACCAGAUGAUGCUGUUCUGUAUGAGAUGAAGUCACAGGUGUUGAUCACCCUUCAAGAGGUGUUCCAAGCUGUGCAGUCUGCAGAGAUGGCCACCAAACUGCGUCCCCUGUGGUGGGAGGCGUGGCAAACUCUGGGCCGUGCCCAAAUAAGUCUUGGCGAAGUGGAGCUAGCUGUACGGUCCUUCCAAGUGGCAUUGCACCUGCAUCCGUCUGAGCGCCUCCUCUGGGAGGAAGACCUAGCCUGGGCCUUACAGCUCCGGGAGAAGCAACAAGCUCUCCGUGAAAAGGCGACACAGGAAGAAGAAGCCCGAAGGCUCCUUGUGGAAGCUCCAGAGCUAAAGAGCGAUUAUGAUUUUGAAAGCAAUGAAGUGAUUGAGGCUUGCACAGCCAUGGCUGAUAGACUUAAAAAAUAUGAGGACUUAAAGAAAACGGCAGUUGUUGUGAACACAUGUGGGGUGACCAAAGAGGUGGUUGUCGAGGAUGACAACAAACCCACUUCAUCCUCACAAAGUGAUUUAGUCAAGGCACGAGGACUCUGAGGGAAACGGAGGCUGCUUUUGUGUCUCCUCAUCUGUGUAUUUUGUUUAGAUUAUGUUUGUACUGUUGAUUUGAUAAUCCAGGGUUCUGGUUGGCUUCCUCAUAGUGUUCAGCACAGUUGUUCAGUGAACUUGUAAAGUGAGCGCAAGAUUUCCAGAAGAAUCUGAAAUGCUUCUGGAUAAUUUUCUCUCAAAAAAAGAGCAUAAAUUUCCUUCCUUUUACUGAA